This is a messenger RNA of Aspergillus bombycis, 1947 nucleotides long. RefSeq names its product CAMK family serine/threonine-protein kinase. Gene Ontology annotation, molecular function: ATP binding; protein serine/threonine kinase activity; protein binding. Gene Ontology annotation, biological process: protein phosphorylation; mitotic DNA damage checkpoint signaling. Bases 1 to 1947 code for a protein of 648 amino acids. The record is from RefSeq and is a predicted model, not a curated record. NCBI's taxonomy places the organism in Eukaryota, Fungi, Ascomycota, Eurotiomycetes, Eurotiales, Aspergillaceae. The transcript has 6 exons. Gene Ontology annotation, cellular component: nucleus.
AUGGCGCCACAGAACGAAAGGAGCUCUCUUAAACGCAGUAGGGUUAGCACAGACCACGAUUCACAAGAUUUGAAAAAGCAGCGGCGCUCCCAGAGAACCACAACCCAAGAUCAAUCUCAGACUACGCCGGUGAAUCAGUCCUAUUUACCUACGCCUCUGACCCAACAAAAUUCUACCACGACGGACGUUACGAAAGAAGUCACGGCUUCACCUGGUGAUUCUAGCCAGGUGCGCUGCCAAACACCGCUCAAUUCAGAUUCCCUCCAAACAUGUUCGUCUCCUCCUGGUGAUACGCAAGUUCAAUCACAAUUUGUAUACCCACCUAGAGCAUUUGCCGACGAAGUCGAGGAUGAGGCUGCUGAGGGGGUAUGGGGAUAUCUCAUCCCGCUUAAUGAAAAAGUUCGGAGGCCCCUUGUUCUGAGAAAACGUGACAGUUGUGAAGGCCUUGCGGAUGCGAAGUCCAAGGGCAAGACUGGGAAAGCGACUCGACGGCAAGAUAAAUCAUCGGAGGACAAACAAGUGAAAAGCCAUCCUCCUGGCGGUUACUUAAUUGGUCGCCAUCCGGAAUGCGACUUGGUGAUUAACGUCCCCACUAUAUCUAAUCGGCAUUUCUUGAUCUUCCCAGAAAACAAAAAGGGUGGAUCGGUUGCGAUAAUGGAGGAUCUGUCCAGCAAUGGUACUUUUAUUAAUGACGCAAUCGUUGGGCGGAACAAGCAUCGCGAACUUGAAGACGGGGAUGAAGUCACUAUUUUGGAUGAAGCACGGUUUGUUUUCAGGUACCCUCGCACAAGGGAAACAAGCGGGUUCCGCCAGCAAUACAGGCUUCUUCAACAACUUGGGAAAGGCCACUUUGCAACAGUCUACCUCUGUGCAGAACGAUCUACAGGAGCGCAAUAUGCCGUUAAGGUUUUUGAGAAACGUCCUGGAGAUUCUCAGAAGUCCCAGGUGGACGCUUUACAGCAAGAAAUAGGACUGUUGAUGGGCGUUAGCCACCCAAAUCUACUAUGCCUUAAAGACACCUUCGACGAGAGUGAUGGUGUAUACCUCGUUCUGGAACUUGCUCCAGAAGGGGAACUCUUCAACUUGAUCGUUAGCAAGCAGAAGUUUUCGGAGACGGAAACGCGCGAUUUAUUCGUUCAGCUUUUCGAAGGGUUAAAGUAUCUGCAUGAUCGUGGAAUCGUCCAUCGGGAUAUAAAACCUGAAAAUAUUCUUGUUGCAGACAAUGAGCUGACUGUGAAGCUCGGUGAUUUUGGCCUUGCGAAGAUCAUUGGGGAAGACUCAUUUACAACAACACUAUGCGGAACGCCAAGCUACGUGGCACCAGAGAUAUUACAAGAUUCCCGCCGCCGAAGAUACACGAAAGCUGUGGACAUCUGGUCCCUUGGCGUUGUUCUCUACAUAUGCCUUUGUGGAUUUCCUCCUUUCUCCGAUGAGCUUUAUACUGCCGAGAGCCCGUACACUUUAGCGCAGCAGAUCAAGAUGGGUCGCUUUGAUUACCCAUCUCCUUACUGGGAUUCUGUGGGCGACCCGGCUCUAGACCUCAUAGACAAAAUGCUCACCGUUAAUGUCGACAAGAGAAUCACAGUGGACGAAUGCCUAGAACAUCCAUGGCUUACUGGGAAAUACCCUAGUGUUUCUGACAGCACUGAUGGGCUAACUGGAGCUUUGGGAAAACUGGACUUUUCGAAACGAAAAAUCGCACGGGAGCGCACACUCCUUAGCAGUGUCAACGAUGUCCAUUUCAGUGAGCACUUGGAGGAAGGUGCUAUUCCGAUUAAAGUUUUCCAUAAAAAUAACGCCGGAAAACGUGUACACAACAGGCCUGCCAAAGCCCAGAAACGUGAAAUGUCACCUGACGAAAAUAGUGCCCCUAAUGAUUUUGUUAACCUUGGAGAGCGUGGGGAUCCAGUGUUAUUCAAAGAAGAUCCCGCCAGUCAGUACAAAUGA